This is a messenger RNA of Musa acuminata AAA Group (dessert banana), 738 nucleotides long. RefSeq names its product putative ripening-related protein 4. Lineage: Eukaryota; Viridiplantae; Streptophyta; Magnoliopsida; Zingiberales; Musaceae. The coding region runs from base 1 to 558 and encodes 185 amino acids. The transcript has a single exon. The record is from RefSeq and is a predicted model, not a curated record.
AUGGCGAUUUCUCUAGCUUCCUUGGCCAUAACCUUAAAUGUUUGCGCCGGCAGCUGCUUUCGCUACUCGCUCACCGAGCCUCCAUGCACCGCCAGUGGCUACCUCCGUGGUAAGUCCCACAGCUGCAACACCGAUAACUACUCAGAAUGCUGCAAAGAUGGCGAGAUGUACCCCCAGUACCAGUGCUCGCCGCCGGUGACCAGCUCUACGCCGGCCCAGAUGAUGAUCGUCAGUUUCGCAAUCAACGGCGACGGCGGAGGCCCAGGGGCGUGCGACGGUCAGUACCAUAACGACACCGAGAUGGCCGUUGCCUUGUCCACCGGAUGGUUCGACGGCGGCAGCCGGUGCAACAGGAGCAUUCGAAUCAGCGCCAACGGGCGGUCCUUGCUGGCGAAGGUCGUCGACGAGUGCAGCUCCGUCGAAGGCUGCGAAGCCGAGCAGAACUACACACCACCGUGUCCCAACAACGUUGUCAAUGCAUCUCCGGCGGUGUGGGACGCGUUGGGCAUACCGGAGCUGCAGAGAGGGGAUUACAAUAUUACUUGGUCAGAUGCAUGAAGAGAAGAGCAUGCAGCUACGAAAUGCUCGACGAAUACACGGAAGAAACUUGUGUGCAAUUCCAUUUUUAUCUUUUAUUUGACUUGCUUUCUAACUUAAGGAUCGUAAAUUUUCAUAUCAUAUUUAUGUUAUAUCGACUCUAUCAAAUCGAGUUUGAUCAACUUUGAUCACAAAUCAAGA